This is a messenger RNA of Entrophospora sp. SA101, 1131 nucleotides long. Lineage: Eukaryota; Fungi; Glomeromycota; Glomeromycetes; Entrophosporales; Entrophosporaceae. The record is from the annotation of a GenBank genome assembly.
AUGACAACCACAGGCUCUGAAAAAGGUCAACGUUUAGCCAGAGCAACUUACCCUACCUUUUAUAGAAACCGUUUACCCACCCUACAAGAAGUUCUCACAAGAAAAACAGCACCACCGGUAUGCUUAUAUAAUUAUUAUCUUUAUAUGAGAGAUAGAGAACAUUCCUCGGAAUAUUUAGAUUUCUACCUUGAUGUUUUGGAACAUGAAAUAGUAUGUAAAGCUUAUGUAAAAGAUAUAAAAAAACAUGGAAUGGAUGUAAACACCAUAUAUCCUGAUUAUGAAAAAUAUCAACCAGACAGUUUGAAAAAAAAAGAAAAAGAUAAAAGAUUUAGUACAACAAGUAGUGAUGUUAUUGGUAUAAAAAGGAAUUUAAGUGGCUCAUCCAAGGUUUCCAUUGAUAUUCCACCAAACGAAAAACAAACGACAACAACAAAUGAUGUAAAACUUAAAAUGAGAGAUUCUAUCCGUUCAAAUAAAACAAAUACUACUGGAAAUUUUUCAAUUCUUAGUAGGGAUCGGCCAUUCACAAGAGACGAUUUACGAGAUUCAGCAGAACGAAUCUUCUUUAAGUAUAUUAAUCAAGGUUCAGAAAAACAACUAAUGGUUCUGUCUGAUCAUGUAAGAGAAAAAAUAACACAUGCAAUAGAUGAAGAAUCAGACACUAAAUAUAAAAGAGAUGAUCCUUGGAUAUUUCAUGAAGCAAAAAAAGAAAUAUAUUCAUACAUGGAACGUGAGCAUUUUCCUAGAUUUUUACAAGCAAGAGCGUUUAGUAAUAUGAACAUUACACAUAUAAUGUUAAGAUUAGUAAUAGGUCUUGUGUGUCUGUUGAUUGGAUUCGCUGUAGCAUUAAGUUUAAUUUUCUUGGAUAUAAAGCCAAAUGCUGUUCGAUUAUGGAGUUUUAUACCUAUAUUUUUAGGAGUAUUAAAUAUCAUUGUUAAUCAAACAGAACUUAGUCCUCUUUUUGUAUUAUUAAAAAUAAGUGAAACAACACUUUUUAAAUUUCAAAAAAUACAAGAACCAUAUAUUUAUCAAUUACAUAUAAAGAAAGGUAUUCAAGUAUUCUGUGCAAGUUUAAUAAUUUCAAUCAUAGUCACACUGAUUUUUGUAGCGGUUCCUGGGCAUAGAUUAUAG